Molecule: messenger RNA, 3685 nt
Organism: Linum trigynum
Lineage: Eukaryota; Viridiplantae; Streptophyta; Magnoliopsida; Malpighiales; Linaceae
Source: the annotation of a GenBank genome assembly
UUUUCGGGUGCACUCAGUGCACCUGCCUCAUAAUUGUCAUUCUGACCAUGCGAUUCAUGUCAAAACGGUAUCAAUGGUUGCUUAUGAUAUUAUGAACAAGAAGCACAUGAAUUUGAAAAUAUUCAUUCAAAAUUUACUUUAAUUAGGAGGAUUUAGGAUUUAGGGAUUUAGGGUUAGGGUUUAGGUUUACAAUUUGGGAUUUUGGGUUGGGAUUCAAAAUCGAAUGUUAAGGGGUUAGGGUAAUGGAUUGAUUUGUUAUGAUUCUAUGUCAUAUCAUCAUAUUAUAUUGAGAGUACUAAUCAAAGUUCAAAAUUUGAUGUAUUAUGGACGCUUUUAGAGUUGGGUGCACCCCACCUCUAAAAGUGGUCAUAAUACAUUAAAUUUUGAAAUUUAAUGGGUUGUAUUAGUCUAAUAUGAUGAUAUAACAUAGAAUCCCAACUAAUCAACCCAUUACCCUAACCUAUUAACCUUCAAUUUUGAAUCUCAACCCAAAAUCUCAAAUUGUUAACCCUAACCCUAAAUUCCUAAACCCUGAAUCAUUCAAAUUAAAGUGAAUCUUGAAUGAUUUUUGUACAAAUUCAUGUGGUUCUUGUUCAUCAUACCACAAGUGAUGAUUGGCAUCGUUUUCACAUGAAUCGUCUGCUAAGAAUGACGAUUAUGAGGCGGGUGCAUUGAAUGCACCCAAAAAAGUGAGUGCACCGAAAACAUAACCAUAUAUAUAUAUAUGGUCGACGAGAAAUACUCGAUUUUCAAGUCAUAGAAACAACUAUAUCUUGUUUUGUGCUUGUGACAAAGUUUGGGUGUGUGGCUGUCCGGCAAGAGACAAUAAUUUUUUGAUUUUUCAAUAAAUAUUGUUAUGAAGUAUUAUUAUUAUUAUUAUUAUUAUUAUUAUUAUUAUUAUUAUUAUUAUUAUUGAAUUUUGUUUGAGAUAUUGUUUGCGGGAAAUUGAAGGGGGAACAAAGAAAUGUGCCCCCACAAGUUUCCACUACGUAGUGUUGCAUCAAGGGACUCUUUUCUAUUUUCUAACAAUCCCCACCUCCCACCCUUUUUGUUUUCAUUUAUUGAUGUCAUUUGUAGCUUUGAAAUUCGAACAUAGACAUAGUUUAAGGUCGGCUUCCUCUUUACAUAUUCCUUCUCAUCAUGAAGAGAAAAGAGAAGAGGUUGAGGUUGAUGAGGAGAAUACAUUUUUUUUAUUGGCGUGAUUUGCAUUUAGAGAUUGUCAUUUCAAAUUAAAAAUACAUGCAUGCAUUUCAAGUUGGUUGAUGUUAGAGAUGAAGUUAUUUGCUUAUUUUUUUCGUACGUAACUCACUGCUAUAUGUUCGAUUAUCGAUAAGGAUAAUUAAUCUUAUAUUAAUUGUAAUCCUUGUACUCUUAAUUACAGACCUCAUUCGUUAGCAUAAUUAUUUCACUUAACUUUAGAAUGUAUUAUCAAUUAUCGUGAUGGUUGCUCAGGGUGUCUGGUGGAAAUUAAACACAGAUGAGGUUGCUCAAAGUCACGAGAUAACAACAAUCGAAGCCGAGUUGUGGGCCAUUCACCAAGGCGUAAAGUUUGCGUGGGAGAAAGGGAUCAAGCUCCCGAUCACAAAAUCCAAUUCUAAAUUAGCUGCUAUGGUGCUCAUCCAGACUCGCCCAGACUCUUUCCAUACUCUCGCUACCUUUUCCCAGUACAAUCCGAAGACAAAAAAUAGGUUAAGAGCGAUUGAUUCGCGUGGCUCACACAUUCCAUGAAGUGAAUAUAUAAUCGGAGACUUGUUCUCAAAAGCACCGUCUCAUCUAUCCGCCGAUAAAUUCUUUAUCCAGUACAUAUUUGUGGACACAAUUUGGUUGGCAAGCACUGUGCUUUGCUAGUAUUGCGAAGCAAGGUUCAUGCACAUAAACUAACGUAAAAAGGCAUGCUUUGCUUUCCCACCUCAUUCAUUUUCUUUUUGCUACAAAGUCUUUAUGUAUUCAUACAAUAAGAUUCCUGACCAUACUUGAUUGCAUCACUUCUGCUUAGCUCCAUCGAUCGCUCUCACGAUGCUCACAUCCCAACUACUGCAAACUGUAGAUUUAAAUUAAUUAUCUCUAAAGCUUAAAGCUGACUCUCUCUUAACUAAACUAUAAACACAAAGGAGAGGAAGGAAGGUAAUCAAGUAGUUAUCAAUGAUUCUCUUAUUAGUUUGAUUAAUUACUUAAUUUGAAGGAAAGUGAAGUGACUCCAUCGAUCGAAAAGGAGAGGACAGGAGGGCUUCGUGUUGAGGGUUUGUUGAGCUGAACCUUCAAUGUCUUCUUAUGUUAGAGUGUGGUAUAAGAUCUAGCAUAACCUUCUCCCAACAAUUCAAGUUAUUGGGACCAAUUGGUUUAUGACAUGGUAUCAGAGCUGGUUGGCCAAGUGGUUGUGUGUUCGAAUCUCCACGACCCCCAAUACUAACAGUUGAUUAAAGCACAAGGUAUGGUGGGCUUGUGCAAACUUCAAGCCCGUAAGUUGGUUUUCGUUUGAGGGGGCGUGGGACCAACUGGUUUAUGACAUCUUCCCAACAACUCGAGUUAUUGGGACCAACUGGUUUAUGACAUCUUAAUUACACAAUUAAAUAGACUAAGUGCAUGGCAAAGGUCAACCAACAAUAUCAUGAUGCUGUUUACAAAGUGUAAGAGAACACAAUGAGCUUGUCCGUUGGCUGGAAGUUUAGUAGAUCGAAUAGAGUACGUGUGGCGACAAAAAAGGCUUUCAUGGCUGGUUGAUCUCAUCAUGAAGGUAAUUAAUGAGGAGCUUAAUUAUCUAGUUUAUAAGCUAACUUUGUCGGGUGAGAAGUGUAGAAGGCAAGGCUAACUAGAUUUUGCAAUUGGUUUGGGUUCGGUUGGGUCGUGGGGUGUGAAGUCUAAAGAGCAAGAGAUGCAGUACUCACGAAAUUGAUAUGUUAAAGGGUACGAAAAGAGAUAUACGUAUUAACAAAAUCAGCUUCACACAAAGCAACAUAAUUCAGUAAUAACGUACAAUUAAGGAUCAAUACUGUGGAUCAGGCCAUAACCGAUCAAGGGUCAACACAAGUUAAAUAAUUCGAAUGAUAUCAAUUGAUGAACCCAUUUUGACGAGUUUGACUAGUUACAACGGGUCAUAAAAUUUCCCAAUUUGCAUUACUUCAGUUGGCUUAUAAUAAAUUGAGACAUAUAGUGCUUGCUUGUGAAGUUGCACGAGGCCUAUUGAUCACGCAUCAGUUCAAUUACGUUGUUUUAUCUCAUAAAUACUUCACCCAACAAUUCAUAGCAAUGAUGUUAGCCUCUUGGCUGGGGUUAAACAAACCUCACCAAAAUAUCAGAGAUAUGACUGAAAGAGAUUAAGAGGCGGGGAAACAAAUAUUAAUUUGGUGCAGAAACCUCACACUUUCACAUCCACUAGCUAACAAGCAAAUAAGCAGCUUCAUAAACGAGUCAGGAAAAACCCCAAAACCAGUCAUUAGAUUGAUUUUUUUAUUUAUUUAAAAAAUGAACAGAACAUAGAAACAUAUAUUAAUUGUAGGGUUCGUUUGAAAGUUGCGAUUGUUAAAUAGAUGUAUUGUUGAGAAUGCAUAAUAUUAUACAUGUAUUGUCGAAUUUGAUGCAUUGUAGAAUACAACGUUUGGUAUGUGUGAUUGUGUAUGUCGCAUCAGCUAAAAGCUGAGACAAAACAAUCUCAACUCAACUAUCUUAAUAAUCACAACUAAAAGUU